Messenger RNA from Aspergillus homomorphus CBS 101889, 855 nucleotides. RefSeq names its product PEX11 domain protein. Bases 154 to 855 code for a protein of 233 amino acids. NCBI's taxonomy places the organism in Eukaryota, Fungi, Ascomycota, Eurotiomycetes, Eurotiales, Aspergillaceae. The transcript is spliced from 4 exons. Gene Ontology annotation, biological process: peroxisome fission; regulation of peroxisome size. Gene Ontology annotation, cellular component: peroxisomal membrane. The record is from RefSeq and is a predicted model, not a curated record.
AUGAAAGCGACGAUUAUUUUUCUUUCAUCUUGCCAUGGCUUAUCGUUCAUAAAGACCGAAUCGAGCCCCCUCCCUCCUUUCCCUUCCACCUAAAUCCCCGAAACACCAUAAUAGAACCACCAACGCGCCGCCAAACCUACCCGUUGACAGACAAUGCUCGACCGCCUCUCGCGCUUCUAUCGCCUGAACACAGGGUACGAAAAGACCCUCCGUCUAAUCCAGGCAAUAUGCCUGAUCGCGCUGGAGCUAGGCUCUCUCGACAGCGCAACGACUAAACGGGUGCAGUCCGCCAAAACCCAACUAGCAUUGACCCGCCGCUGCAUCCGCUUCUGGAACUUCCUCGACUGCUUCAACCGCGUCUCCGCUCUUCUGGGUGCCCCUAGUAGUAGCACGAGCAAAAGCAAGAAACCUACCGCCUCCGCGGUAAGCCCAACGGGGGUCCUAUGGAUGCUCGACCUCGCCAAAUGGAGCUGUUUCGGAUUGUAUUACCUGCUGGAGGAUUUGACGCUCCUCGACGCAGCAAAUAUCUACCCGGUCCCCUGGGCUAAGAGCGCCACCAGUGAGGCGUACAGAUUCUGGUUCUGUGCGCUGGUAAUCUCGAUUCUUGGGGCUGUGUGGGAGGGGAUGAAUGCUGGGGCUGUCAAGGGGGCGAGGAAGGGGAAGAAGGGCGGGACUCUUGCUAAUGCCCGGAAGGUUGAUAUGUCGGCUUUGGUGAAGAGGGUGGUUGUUGAUGGGUGCGAUCUGUUGAUUCCUGGGUCGUACUUGGGGUGGAUUGGGGUUGGGCAGGUGGGCGUUGGGGGGACGAUGGUUGUUAGUACCCUUCUUUCUUUGAGGGAGAUUUGGAGGAGUGUUUAG